Alternaria ventricosa is the source of this 1470-nucleotide messenger RNA. RefSeq lists its product as uncharacterized. Gene Ontology annotation, cellular component: cytoplasm. The record is from RefSeq and is a predicted model, not a curated record. Gene Ontology annotation, molecular function: translation regulator activity; zinc ion binding; mRNA binding. The transcript has 2 exons. The coding region runs from base 1 to 1470 and encodes 489 amino acids. Lineage: Eukaryota; Fungi; Ascomycota; Dothideomycetes; Pleosporales; Pleosporaceae. Gene Ontology annotation, biological process: positive regulation of cytoplasmic translation.
AUGACCAAUCCCGGGCGCAUGCCUCCGCCUAAGACGAACCAGCUUACGCCAAAGCAGCUCGCUGACUUCAGGAAGGGCCCAAAAGCAAACAUCGUCAUCGGCCCCGACAAUAACCGCUACAUCGGUCUCGAGAGUGCAUCCGUGAAUCUGCUAGCACACUUCUCCCCCGUAGCCCGGAAGAAGCUCAUCGAAGAACGAGCCACCGUCUUAACCAUUCCUAACGGCUCAAAAGAUGCCAUCCGUUGGAUCUACAAGUACAUACAAGCUGGCGAGCGUGAUCCCAUCGACACGUCUACGUUCGAGGCACUCAACUCCGAUGCCUUGAUCGUCAUGUACAAACACUGCGAAUUUCUCGAAUACGAUUCCUUGAAGAAGCGGAUUUUCGGUCGACUGAAGAGCAAGUUCUAUCAUACCCUUCCCACUGUGGAUGAGAUUAAGCAAUACCAGAAUGCGAUCCCGGCGCUGUACGACUGCGCGAUUCGCUGUAUUGUCGAUGAGAUGGCGAAGCCGUGGACUUGCAGCUAUGAGCCAUAUUUAGAACUUGCGGAUACGAAUGAGGCCUUUGGAAAGGCGCUGGACGGUGCUUUGCAGAAAUACAUCGCCUCGCGUGUGAAGGUCAGCGAAGAGUACUAUCGCGAUACGAAGGAUCGGCGUGUGAUCUGGGCCAUCAAGUAUGUCGAGGACAUCCGCGCUGGCCGUCGUCCCUACACGAAGUUCAGUGAUAGGUCUCAGCAGAAGGGCAAGGCCGCCGCAGGUCAAUUCAACAAUGUUAAGGCUGAUGCGAACUGCGUGGCAGGGAACAUUCCCGCUCUUACAGCCAAGCAGGAUAAGAAGUAUGUCAGCAAAACCUACACACCGUUCACCUGCCACAAAUGCGGUGGCGAAGGCCACAUUGCACGCAACUGCACCACGGCGACUGCUGCUGAGUCCGCCAUCACCAACGGAGUCACAUACAAGAAGCCCUCGCAGCGCACCGGUCCAAUCUGCUACACCUGCAAAGGAACCGGCCAUCUUUCCCGCUUCUGCCCAGCUUCGCAAUCCACCGCCAAACCCGCAAUCAUCACCGGUCUUCUCAACAAAGCAACAGACAAGCGCCCCCCACCCGUCUGCUUCGAAUGUGGCGAGAACGGGCAUAUCGCGCGCAACUGUCCGGAGGAGAAGCCGCAAUCUGAGCGGAGCAAGGCGAAGGCGAAAGAGCCGUUUGUUUGCUACAAGUGUGGCGGGGAAGGCCAUAUGGCGCGUGAGUGUGUGGAGGAUGUGCAGGGUGAGGAACAGGCUGGUUUCUCCGAUUUCCCAGCCUUGCCUCCCGCCAAAGCCUCUACAGGCGGUGGAAAGAUGGUCAAUGGAUUGCGUCCUGCUCUCGGUCCUGCUCGCGCUGCUGCUGCCGCUGACCUUGGCGUCAAUCAGGCAAACGCUAUCGACGAGGAGGAAGGAGAGGGCUCGAAGACACCUGAUUAUGAGGUUCGUUAG